GCAUGAUAAUGUUAAUCCAAUCGACAAUCAAUAUAAAAAAUGACGCAAUCAAGAUGUAAAAUACCUUAUAUAAGAUAGUAUAAAAGAGUAUAAAUAAGUAUAGGGGAACAUAACACGGUAUCUAUCAUUGUGAAAUUAGGUGUGAAAGGUGUUUAAAAAUGAGGUUCCUUAUUCUACUUGCCGUAUUGGCUGUAGCUGUGAAUGCUACAUCAAUCCACCAACAAUGGGCUACAUUUAAGGUAAACCAUUCCAAGAAGUACGGACAUCUUAAAGAAGAGCAAGUUCGCUUCCAAAUUUUCUCUCAAAAUCUCCGCAAAAUUGAAGAACACAAUGCAAGAUACCAGAAUGGUGAAGUGUCCUUCUACUUGGGGGUUAAUCAGUUCGCAGAUAUGACUUCAGAGGAAUUCAAGGCUAUGCUUGACUCCCAACUCAUUCACAAGCCUAAACGAAACAUUACAUCCCGAUUUGUAGCUGAUCCUCAAUUGACUGUUCCAGAAUCAAUUGACUGGAGAGAAAAGGGGGCAGUUGCUCCCAUAAGGGACCAAGGGCAAUGUGGAUCAUGUUGGGCAUUUAGUGCAGCUGGUGCUCUUGAAGGACAAAGAUUUUUAAAGCAGAACGUACUAGAAGUACUGAGUACCCAACAGUUAGUAGAUUGUUCCGGUGAUUACGACAAUGAAGGCUGCAAUGGUGGUUGGCCCCAUUGGGCAUAUAACUACAUUAAAGAUCAUGGCCUCUGUCUAGAGUCUGACUACAAGUAUCAAGGAUUAGACGGUGACUGCAAACAGUGUAAUCCGGUUAUCAAAACCAUCAAUGGCUAUGCAUCUGUAGAUCAAACCGAAGAAGCACUUAAGGAGGCUGUAGGUACUGUUGGCCCAAUAUCAGUAUGUGUCAACGCUAAUUGGGACUGGCAACUGUAUAGCGGGGGUAUCCUUGAUAGCCAAAGUUGUCCAGGCGACAUUUUAAACCAUGCAGUUUUAGCUGUUGGAUAUGGUUCAGAAAAUGGUAAAGACUUUUGGCUUAUCAAGAAUUCAUGGGACACUUAUUGGGGAGAAGCAGGUUAUUUGAGAUUAGUACGUGGUACAAACCAGUGCGGUAUCAAUAAAGUGGCCGAUUAUCCUCUCCUAUAAUUUUAAAAAUUGUCAUGCCUUACAGUUUAUAUAAUGAAACAUGAAUAAAAAUAUUAUAACUUUA
Molecule: messenger RNA, 1191 nt
Organism: Diabrotica virgifera virgifera (western corn rootworm)
Lineage: Eukaryota; Metazoa; Arthropoda; Insecta; Coleoptera; Chrysomelidae
Product: cathepsin L-like proteinase
Exons: 5
Coding region: 159-1127 (322 amino acids)
Cellular component (GO): lysosome
Molecular function (GO): cysteine-type endopeptidase activity
Source: RefSeq, a predicted model, not a curated record